AUGGAAGAGCAGAGGCGUUCUGUGGGCUGGGCUGAGAGCUUCCUCGCUGAGACAGCCUCGGCUUGACCCCCGGCCCGGGAGGGACCGAGCCAGGGGGCUGUCUUAGUAAUUCCGGGAGCCUCCACCCCUUGGUGGCGGAGACACGGAGGGCGGGUCGCGCUCGAGGGUCAGGGAGGAGAGUGACCCGGCCCAGAUUCAGGGCCCUCCCCAGUCGCCUGGCGGCCAGAACUCCAGCCCCGGGGAGUGGGCAGGGCCUGUUUCUGUGCCUCACGCCCUGCUUUUCGCCUCCUUUAGCGCUGUCUGCUAGCUGCUUUUCCUGCUCUCUCUCUCCUGGGAGGCGAAUCCUUGAGCCCGAGAUGGCAGCCACCCUGCUCAUGGCUGGGUCCCAGGCACCUGUGACAUUUGAAGAUAUGGCCAUGUAUCUCACCCGGGAAGAAUGGAGACCUCUGGACCCUACACAAAGGGACCUUUACAGGGAUGUUAUGCAGGAGAAUUAUGGAAAUGUUGUCUCAUUAGAUUUUGAAAUCAGGAGUGAAAACGAGGUGAAUCCAAAACAAGAGAUUAGUGAAGAUGUGGAAUUUGGGACUGCAUCUGAAAGACCUGUUGGUAAUACUGAGGACAGUCCUGAAAGUGAAGAGGCCUUUGAAAACAGGGAUAGAUCAGAAAGACAAUGGGGAGAUCUAACAGCAGAAGAGUGGGUAAGCUAUCCUCUCCAACAAGUCACCGAUCUGCUUGUCCACAAAGAAGUCCAUACAAGCAUCCGAUAUCAUAUAUGUUCUCAUUGUGGAAAGGCCUUUAGUCAGAUCUCAGACCUUAAUCGACAUCAGAAAACACAUACUGGUGACAGACCCUAUAAGUGUUAUGAAUGUGGAAAGGGCUUCAGUCGGAGUUCCCACCUUAUUCAGCAUCAAAGAACACACACUGGAGAGAGGCCCUAUGACUGUAAUGAGUGCGGGAAAAGUUUUGGAAGAAGCUCCCACCUCAUUCAGCAUCAGACAAUCCACACUGGAGAAAAGCCCCACAAAUGUAACGAGUGUGGAAAAAGUUUCUGCCGGCUCUCUCACCUAAUCCAGCACCAAAGGACCCACAGUGGGGAAAAACCCUAUGAGUGUGAGGAGUGUGGGAAAAGCUUCAGCCGGAGCUCUCACCUAGCUCAGCACCAGAGGACCCACACAGGUGAGAAGCCUUACGAAUGUAAUGAAUGUGGGAGAGGCUUCAGUGAGAGAUCUGAUCUGAUCAAACACUAUCGUGUCCACACGGGGGAAAGGCCCUACAAGUGUGAUGAAUGUGGGAAGAAUUUCAGUCAGAACUCCGACCUUGUGCGCCAUCGCAGAGCCCACACAGGGGAAAAGCCAUACCACUGUAAUGAAUGUGGGGAGAAUUUCAGCCGCAUCUCACACUUGGUUCAGCACCAGAGAACCCAUACUGGGGAAAAGCCAUAUGAAUGUAACGCCUGUGGGAAAAGCUUCAGCCGGAGCUCUCAUCUUAUCACACACCAGAAAAUUCACACUGAAGAGAAGCAAGAGUGCAACGAGUGUUGGCGAAGCUUUGGUGAAAGGUCAGACCUAAUUAAACACCAGAGAACCCACACAGGAGAGAAACCCUAUGAGUGUGUGCAGUGUGGAAAAGGUUUCACCCAGAGCUCCAACCUCAUCACACAUCAAAGAGUUCAUACGGGAGAGAAGCCUUAUGAAGGUACCGAAUGUGAGAAGAGUUUCAGCCGGAGCUCAGCUCUCAUUAAACAUAAGAGAGUUCACACUGACUAAGUCCUGUAAUUAUGACUGAGAAAUGAAUGAUUCAUUUGAAGGUACAAUUUUAUUUGAUAUCAAAGAGCUCUCUCAAGACUGAGCUGCUUUUACUGUACUGAAUUUCCUUGUUGUGGGCCACAGUUUAAAACAUCGAAGAAGAGAAGCCACUUGAAAUUCUGAUCCAUGGCUUUGGGAAUGGUAUUCCUUCCUCCAAAAUAGUGAUUUUUAUUCACCCAAUAUUAAUGAAUUAUUUCAUCAAAAUCAGCCCCACAAGUAACUGGAAAUCUGA
Molecule: messenger RNA, 2037 nt
Organism: Physeter macrocephalus (sperm whale)
Lineage: Eukaryota; Metazoa; Chordata; Mammalia; Artiodactyla; Physeteridae
Product: zinc finger protein 436
Biological process (GO): regulation of DNA-templated transcription
Source: RefSeq, a predicted model, not a curated record